AUGCCUGCGAAGAGAAAGCGCCAGACUCGCCUCGCUUUUGAGCCAACGGGUUCUAGCCCCCCGAACCAGUCGCUCUCGCGGGCUAAGGUCAGGUACACUGAAUCCAGAGUGACAGCAACACGGAAGAAGACACGGCCUGCGUCUCGAUUAGUUGGCAGCAGCAAGAAGGGCCAGCAAACGCUGGAUUCGCUCGGCAAAGCAGGUGGCAAGCAGAAAAAGGCGACAACUAUGUCGAGCCCGCCUUCUUCAACUAACUUCAUGCCUAAGCUACAAACUAAUAGGCAAACUGUAACGACGGUAGGUUCUUCCGACGAGUCUGCGGUAGAGGAUGGGGCGGUUGAAAUGGAGGAUAGUGAGGACGAUGAUACCACGCUGCCGCUCAUCGCCAACGAGGCCAAGCUGCCUGCAUCUGCCCCACCGCACUCCUCUCAGUCUGUUUCGACACGGCUGAAACGGACCGUCCUCGAAGACGAUGAGGAAGAGGAGGAUGAAGAUGACGUCCCUUUGGCUCCGAACUCCCUUCGACGUCGUCGCCCUGCCGCCGUCGAACUCGGCGACUCAAGCGAUGAAGAUGUGUCGCCGGCGAAGAGGAGGAGGCUGGUUUAUCAUGCAGCAAAAAAGUCGUCUUCAGUCUGUUCUAGCCAGUCGAGUGUUAGCAGUAACAGCCAGUCCAGUGGCCGUUCGGGAAUAGCUAGCUCCGGCAAGCCUUCUGGCGGCAAGCUCAGCCGCCGUGAGCCACCUUCAUCGCCAAUAAAACGAUCGCAAAGGGUCCAUCGCACAGAGAAACAGAAGAAGAUAGAGCUCCUUCGCCGCCGUCGAGCGGGAGAGAAGAACCCCAAAUUAACCUCGUCAGAAUCAUCCUCCGACGAUGAUGCACCGCGCGGAAUCUAUGACACUGAUAGCGAGGAUGAACUUGAAGUUUUGAAGGAGUUCGACGACGAAGAACGUGACGAGCCCUCCGCCAACGAACCAAAGCAGACUCCGAAGAAGGCGCCCAUCAAGAAAACUCAGAAUGCCGUGUUCGGCAAUGAGGAUGAGAGUGACAUUGACGACUUCGUCGUUGAGGAUGAGGAUGGACCCAUUGGAGCUCCCGCUCUUCUUGACAUUCCCCUUGAAUUCACAGCCCAAGCCCACAAGCCAUUGAAAGAGCAGUUUCCUUAUAUCAUUGAGUGGCUUGUCCAUAACAAGAUCAACCCGGCCUUCGAUCGCAAUGAUCCCAUCUACAGCAACGCCUGGCGGAAGUUGGACUUUGAGGUCCACGGGCUUGCCAGCUCGAAAUUCGCGUCUUCUGCCUGGAAACCCGAAUUCUACCGCACGUUGAAUGGCAGACCCAAGCUUGAGGCCUACGAGAUGGGUGCUGGAGACGGAGAAAAGUACGAUACCUGCCAGGCUUGUGGCCGAAGUGGUCAUCCAGCAACCUAUAAAAUCAUUUUUGAGGGUAACCCGUACCACAAAAGCACCCUCGUAGAGGUCGAACAGGACACCGACGACGAGGAUUCGGGUCAUGAAUCUGUUGAUACCCAGGACAACCCAUUGCCACCAACGGGGAAAGAAUGGGUCGUCGGAUCUGUGUGUUGCAGCAAUGCGGAAACGGCCCACAGCCUUAUUCAUUGGAAACACGCACUGAAGGAGUGGGUGGAGGAGCGUCUGGAGUCUGACGGGUGGAUGACAGCGCAGAAGCUCAAGGAGCGGGAGAAGAUGAAGGCAAAGAAGCGCCGCGCCUUGGCAAAUGAGAUUGUCGAUACCUGGUCAGAGAAAGGCAUCGUCAAGGCGUUAUAUGCCGAUUUCAAGAAGACGCUCGAGGAUGCAAGGCAAAAGUCGACUACGGGGACCAGGGGAAGGCGGUACAGAUAA
Pseudomassariella vexata is the source of this 1854-nucleotide messenger RNA. RefSeq lists its product as uncharacterized. The coding region runs from base 1 to 1854 and encodes 617 amino acids. The record is from RefSeq and is a predicted model, not a curated record. Lineage: Eukaryota; Fungi; Ascomycota; Sordariomycetes; Amphisphaeriales; Pseudomassariaceae. The transcript is spliced from 2 exons. Gene Ontology annotation, cellular component: nucleus.